Molecule: messenger RNA, 1615 nt
Organism: Fusarium verticillioides 7600
Lineage: Eukaryota; Fungi; Ascomycota; Sordariomycetes; Hypocreales; Nectriaceae
Exons: 1
Coding region: 457-1293 (278 amino acids)
Source: RefSeq, a predicted model, not a curated record
GCACAAAUUGUCUGUAACCCACAUACCGUCGGCUGCCUUUGCCGUUUUCUGUCAUUCACCGUUUAUAACGGUGUCUUGACAGUCUCUCGUUUAUGCAUGCAUAAGAUCCAAGGCUCAAGCUGAAAGUGUAACAUGCAUAGCCACAAACUCAGCUCACAGCCACAUUCUAUCUACGCAAUAUCUAUUCCGUACACUGAUAUCACUGCAACACGACCUCAACCUCUUGGCUUUUAUACAAAACCUGUUCACUUUCGCUGACAUUGUCCUCUCGACUUUUCCAAUCACUAUAUUCGACCUCGUAGAAAUUCUAUAAACUUGAUACGAGCUGCUAAUAUUGCUUCUCUUGCGACGGCUGACUAUUAGCUACUUUGCUGACGACGUCAUCGCAUUCAUUUGUGGUCGGCUUCACUGAUUUACCUCUCAAACACACUUCAAGCCCCGAACCUUCAAAAGAAAAUGAAUCCCUCUGAUGUUCCAGAUGAACCUCCGCCUUCAUACGCCGAGAGCCAGAACCAGCACAAGAAGCUCUCUGCACAACCUCCGCCUGCAGCUGCAACUCCGCAGCCAAAAGUAUCAGCAUCAGCAUCACAGGCUCCUCCUCCAACUGCCGGUCCCAGCCAACCACCAGCUGUUCCACGCCAAUUCCCACCGGCGUUCAAUUUGUACUACCAAGGAUGGCCCAAUAAUUCCUAUACACUCGCUGAACAUCAAAACCACCCUCUCUACCUCUACUCCGCACAUUCCGGCCUGAGUAAUCUACCGCCAAUUCUUUUACACUCUGGUCCAGACCCGUCAUAUUCACCUCUAGCUUCUGCUAGCUUCAUGUUCAUGAGCGCCAGUUUCGAAGUCGAAUUGCCUCCAGUGCCAGGCUCGGGAGCUCCAUUGGCACGCGAAGUAGUUGAACCAGUAGGCUCACAUAGUGGUCUCGGUACAGGCUAUAGCUUUGCUAUCGAAGUCGGACCAGCUGGCAAUGGACCACGGGAGAGAUUUGAGUGGCGGCGCUCACGUGGAGAUGUCAUAGCAAGCUUGGGUGGUCAUUAUUAUGGCUGGAAGCUUGUGCGUAUGAGCCGUGGUGCUCCUGGAGGAGGAAAUAUGGCAUUUGCGCCAGGUGGCUUUAAAGAUAGCCAAGGAAACGAAGUUGUUGCAGCUUGGACGAUGGGCGAUGGAAGAAGUUUGACAAAGGUUGCGCAUUUUCGUUUUAUGGGAACGGGCUUGACAGGACUUCUUGGAGAGAGAUGGGCUAUUAUGGUGGUGAUAACAGGGCUGGCCUUAUUCCACAGAGACCGAAGAUGAUAGCCUUGAUUCGUCUCGCAAAGGCACGGCCUACAUCUCGGUCUUGUUUUAUGUAGCAUUGGGCAAUACUAAUAUUAAUAUGAGCUGUAGGCAUUGCCGCACCCUGCCCGUUUUGAUGAGAUUCUAUUCGAUGUUGUUCGCUGCUCGUGGGGUGUAACUAUACUUUAUGGAGAAUGUGUGUAGAUUCUUUGUGAUCAAUAUGGUGAUAGAACAAAGGAGUAUCACCAAAAGGAGACCCGCUCAGCGUUGUCAUAUAUAUAAUGAGGUCGUUUAAAAUAGAAUAUCUAUGGGUAUCUUAUUUAAAUUUAUCGGCGUUACUGGG